CGGCCCGAAGCCUUGCGCCACCGAGCGUGAGCUCGGUUCGCGGCUGGGAGCUGUAGGUCCGGCUGCUGGCCUUGGGGAGGGCCGAGGGGGGGCGGGCGGGCGGGCGGCUCCGUGGGGUUGGGGCGCUGUGGGUGUCCGGCGGGCUCUUUGAUAACGACCGUUUGGUUUUGCAUUUGUACGUGACUCCUUCCCCCUCCUCCCCUCUUCCCCAGGCUCUGGGGGUUCUCUGGGUCUGGGUUAUUUAUUUAUUUAUUUCGGUGAGAUCAUCUUGGUUGGAGGCUGCAUGUGACAGAAAUGCUAAACAGCCCUGGCGCGCGGGGAGCCUUCCUCGUCCAAACUGUAGUCAUCUUGCUUGCAGUCAGGUGGUAGUUUUUCAGUUCGAGUACUUAAUUGAAUUGGGGGUAGUAAUUCGUGGAACGAAGCCAAAGCAUAAAAGCCGAAGGUGUGUAUAUAUAUACAUCACAUGGAUAAAAAUCAACGUAAAUCUUCAAGAAUGGGCCAGAGUAACUGUGAAUUAAGAGCUAAAGGAGUUAGUUUUGGUUGAAAAUUCUUGAAAAAUGUAGAUAAAUUGGCAUGUGACCCCUGUUGCUUUGCAAAAGAAGGGCAAUCCUGAGUCAUAACUGGAUUUCAAUUUCAGGUCUUUACAUCUUGGUAGUUAAUACCCAUCAGCUUUUCAAUACCCUCAAGUGCUUUAUGUGCCAAAGUACUUCAAUUUGAUGCAGUUAAUAUCUUUCAGCUUUCACUACCCUGAAACAUUCUAAGUGCCAAAAUACUUAGUUUUGAUGGCAUUUGAUAAAUAUGGAUAGUAGUUGUCAUCGUGCAGUUAUGUUAAACAGAUGGGAAAACUGAACACUUCACGCUUCUUACUGCUUCUGAGUGAGUCAUUUAAAGAGUGUGACUAAUCAUCCUACUGUACAGUUGUCAACAAACGAGCAAUUUUUUUCUACCACCCACAAGAUCUGAAGAAGACAUUUCCAGACUUUCUGUGGAUGAGAAAUGAAAACCAAAGAACCUCUCUUUUGAACAGGAGUUUAAAUUGUGAUUGAGGGGGAACUGCAUGUGAUGGACUCUUCAUGUUAGGAAUUUACAUGUCACUUUUUUUUCUGUGCAGUGGCAUAGUGACGUACCCAGCAAGUCUGUUAACUUACCAUUGUCAUUGUCAGGCAGACAGUAACACACGAGUUGUUUUAAGGCUUUCAUCCAAGUAGCAACCUUAUGUGAAACUAAAUGAAUUUUAUCUGUUCUCUUUCUCCUCCCUGCUUUACCUGUGUCAAGUUGUAAGUCAUUUAGAAUAGAGGCACUUUAAUCUUCAGUGCAGUGUGGGUUGGACAUUUUCAUGAUAGUAGUCAAGUGACCAGAGUCAUCAGGGUGAUAAUAGUGCUCUGUGUUUGGGGAGGGGGACACAACUGCAUUUCUUUUGAGGAAAGCAGGGUAGUACGGCAAAGAGCUGGCUGAGAAAUCUGUGUUUAGAAAUGUGAUCUGAGAAGUGACCUGAUUUGAACGUAGUUCUUGUGGAAGUCAGGAAUUACCUACAGCUUGCAAGGCUGAGCCAUGAGGGCAACACUAAAUUUCAAACCCCCACAAGUAUUAUAGGAACAGAAAACAUCUUGAAGGUAUGCAAAUCUGCAUACUCAGAUUGGGUUUAGGUUAAGUGAAUUAAAGAGCUGGGAGGGAAGUAUUAAAUCAAAAUGCAGUAUUGGACCUUGGAGGCAGAUGAGUUGAUUGGGAAGAGGUGUUUAGAACUGCAGUUACCUGGGGUGGGGAGAAAUAGUGUACAGGGUGGAAAAUGAGAAGACCAAGGAUGCAUCAGAAUGGAUCCCACAAAGAACGUGAGAGGACAGCCUGGCAUUAUCAUUAUGGAUCGCUCUCGGCACCGCGCAGGAAAUGGCAAUGAGCAGGCAUCUUCACAGGAGCAUCGUCAUGGAGAAGAUGAGAGGCAGCGGCAGCUGGAGCGCCUCAGUAGGGAGGAGGCCUAUUACCAGUUCAUUAAUGAACUCAAUGAGGAAGACUACAGGUUAAUGAGAGACCGCAACCUGCUUGGCACUCCUGGGGAAAUAACAGCAGAAGAAUUGCAGCAGCGCUUGGAGGGAGCUAAGGAGCGUCUGGCAUCACAGAGUGAUAUGGAUAACAGAGAAGAUGAAGGUAGAACUGUUGGAGAUUCUGAUGUUCUUGGAGAAAACUCAAAUGGUGACUCUCUGCUUGAAUGGCUGAACACAUUUCGUCGCACAGGCAAUGCCACUCGCAGUGGUCAGAGUGGGAACCAGACCUGGAGAGCUGUGAGUCGAACAAAUCCAAACAGUGGGGAGUUUCGAUUUAGUCUUGAAAUCAACAUAAAUCAUGAUCAUAACAGUUUUGAAACUGCUGGUGAGGCCUAUAUGGGUAUAGAUACUAGCAGAAUGUAUUUGGAAAGAAGAUAUCAAAGACCUGUCAGCCCAAUACCCACACGAACAAGGAGCAGGACCACAAGAGAGGCAAACAGUGAGGCUUCAAGCACUUCAAGGACCAGGUCUGUAAGAAGCUCUGUGGCACAAAGCUCUGAAGCAGUCUCUGAUCCAGUCUCAGGGAGGCUCAGGAGUAGAACAAGAGAGUUGGCAGGCCUUUCCCAAUCAAAUACUACACCUAGUAAUUCUGCAGCUGCUGGUGAACGAAGAGAAACACCAGGAAGAGGUACAUCUGCAGGAGUCACAAGGGGUAGAGCUAGAACUAAUGUUCGGAUGAGUGCAAACCAAAGACUAGAAAUUCUGCGGCUGAGGUCUACUUUAAGUAGUCGAAGCCGCUCUCCAUUGCAAAGGCAAAGUGAUACUGCUCGUUCUGAGGAACAUGGGCAGAGGCAGGAUAGAAAUGCACACCAAGCCAGCAGAAGCAGAAGACAAACAGCUCAGUCUUCUUCACAGCCUGCCGAAGAACCAGCAAGAGGUAAUAGUCAGACUCCUCAGCUUUCCAGCGUAGCCCCAUCCUUGGGAAUAACUUUGGAAGAGGAGGAAUCUAGUAGGCCAGUAGCUGCUGUUAGAAGGCAUCCAACAAUUACAUUAGAUCUUCAGGUGAGAAGAAUUCGUCCUGGAGAAAACCGAGAUCGGGACAGUAUUGCCAGUAGAACUCGUUCUAGAGUAGGAAUGGCAGAAAACACAGUUACCUUUGAAAGUGACAGCGGGGGAUUUCGGCGCACGAUCUCACGAUCAGAACGUGCGGGUAUUCGCACCUAUGUUAGCACUAUACGGAUACCUCUCCGACGGAUCUCGGAAACGGGGCUCGGUGAGCCUUCCUCAGUGGCUCUGCGAUCAAUCCUUAGACAAAUUAUGACAGGCUUUGGAGAACUGAGUUCAUUAAUGGAAACAGAAUCUAACUCAGAAGUGCAAAGAGGUGGUCAUCACUUACCGGAUGUACAUUCAGAGCAGAGCAACUCAAGUUCAGCAAACAAUAGCAGUGAUUCAAGUGAGGUUUCACCUAGAAAUGGGCGCACAGUAGAAGGCAGCAGGGGAGCAAAUGGACAGAGUGAUGAUACUCAACGCUAUGGUCACAAUAAUGAAACCCAAGAUAACAGGCAGUCCCAGGAUGCAAACAACCUGGUGGAAAAUGGAACGCUGCCCAUACUCCGGCUUGCCCACUUCUUCUUGCUGAACGAAGAAGAUGAUGAUGAUCGUUUAAGAGGUUUAACCAAAGAGCAGAUUGACAAUCUUUCCACACGAAACUAUGGGGAUAUUCACACUGAAAAUGAAAUAAGUAAAACAUGUAGUGUUUGCAUUAAUGAGUAUGUAACAGGGAAUAAGCUAAGGCAGUUACCUUGUAUGCAUGAGUUUCAUAUUCAUUGUAUUGAUCGCUGGCUUUCUGAAAACUCCACUUGCCCAAUCUGUCGGCAGCCUGUGUUGGGGUCUAGUGCCACAGACAAUGGUUAGAAUGACUUGUACUGCUCAGUACUCAAGGAUUUGCUUCUGCUCUAUUUGUGAUGAGCCAGGUGGAAUGAGUUGACUUACAUAGGGGUCCAUUUGUGUGGGGAGUUUUGUUAAGUUUCUUUAAAAAGAAUAGGAAACUUGUCUAAAUCUAGCAAUGUAAAUACUAUUUUUCUCCAAAUGCAGAUCUAGGAGUACACAUAGAACCAAAUGAUACUGGUAAAGUUUAUAUUUUUUUAGGUAAUUUUGUUAUGCUAAGCACUUUUGUAAAUACAGAAAUGCAAUAGUUAAUCAGUCCUGCUUAAUGUAUGUUUUUUUAACAGCGUAAGGGACUCACUUUAUUUAGAUUACAAAUUGUUUCACACAGACCCACCACUGUGUUGAAAAAUUAGUGUCUAAAUAGCCAUUCAUUAGCUUUUUGUUCUAAGAACAAUUUCUUUUACAGAGAGUUUCUUGCUGGACAUGUUUGCUAAAGAUAUUUAAGUUACUUGAAGUGCUCAUUUGAAUAGACUAUAUUUUUUUUAACGUUGAAAUAUCCUUUCCAAAACCUUGCCAAUUUGGUUCUAAUUUAAAAAAAAAUAAUAUGGCAAUUUUUGCAUGUGGUUUUACACAAUGCUUAAUGUUGAUGAGUUCAUAUGCAAAAGCGGAUGGGUUAGUGACAUUAUGAAAUGUACAUAGGUAAAUGCUGUCUUUGACAAUCUCUGUCUUUUCAAUGCAGACAGCAGUCAAAGCAACGAUAAUUCAAGGUGUGUCUUACUGAACAUGAUACUUGCUCAAAGAAUAAAUGAGCACCGAGGAAGCCUUUUUACUCUUCCAAAUGACUCAAUUGAUAUUAAUGGGGUUUUAACUGCCUUAGUUUAAGGAAGGAAAUAUUUCCUCGACCAUGAUAUUGUCCACAAUAUGCAUGAUUUGUACAUCCUACUCAGAAAAACAAAACAAAGGCUUGAAGUGGUUUUGUACAGGAAUUUAAGGUACACAUAUAAUAGUUGUCCUCUUAAAACAUGUCAGAGGACCAAAUGGCAAAAGACACUAAAAAAGACAAUAAGCUUCCCUUAAAGUCCCCAGUUUACUGUGUAAUUAGAUAUUAAUCUUUAUACCAAUAACUUAUAAAGAAAUAAAGUUGCGAAGUAAAUAA
This is a messenger RNA of Pezoporus flaviventris, 5022 nucleotides long. RefSeq names its product ring finger protein 6 (gene RNF6). Gene Ontology annotation, molecular function: ubiquitin protein ligase activity. Gene Ontology annotation, cellular component: cytoplasm; nucleoplasm. The transcript has 4 exons. Bases 1812 to 3893 code for a protein of 693 amino acids. Gene Ontology annotation, biological process: positive regulation of DNA-templated transcription; protein ubiquitination; ubiquitin-dependent protein catabolic process. The record is from RefSeq and is a predicted model, not a curated record. Lineage: Eukaryota; Metazoa; Chordata; Aves; Psittaciformes; Psittacidae.